Messenger RNA from Solenopsis invicta (red fire ant), 1466 nucleotides. RefSeq names its product UPF0415 protein C7orf25 homolog. Bases 349 to 1323 code for a protein of 324 amino acids. The record is from RefSeq and is a predicted model, not a curated record. NCBI's taxonomy places the organism in Eukaryota, Metazoa, Arthropoda, Insecta, Hymenoptera, Formicidae. The transcript has 4 exons.
GCUCUGAAGCACUCCGAAGCUCAUCAUCCGUCUCACAUUUCGCAUUAUUCUUUCAUCACGUCGCAGUGAUAUCGUGACAAAGUGCCGGACGAUCAUCGCAACGACGGGCAAUCCCGUUAAUGUGUCGCGAUAAUUGUAAUCACCCGGCGGGUCGCAAUUAGCGCGUCCUUCCCGACCUAACCAACAAAUUGCAUCGCGUCACGUAGGUGCAUUUCGUGGCUCGUCAAAGAGCGAUAUCGAAACGAGCUGAACUUGAGCGCCGAUUUAUUGCUGCAUCAUAUCGUGCAAUGUACGGGAAACUUGAACAAGAAACAUCUCCAGAGCUCGAAUCUAACUCAUCUCGACGCUAUGGUGGCCCGACUGUCUUGUGCAAAGGAUCCUAUCAGUGUGAUAAAACCCUUCAAGUAUCAGAAAUUGCGUCUAGAGGUUGACAUAGUAUGUAACGGUGGUGCUUCGUGGGUGAAGGUUAUAGCGAGAAAUGCUAGAGCUUUGACUCUGAUAUCCCUUGGUAAUGGGGAAUAUGGACAGAAGUCUGUUCUAGACCAGGCCAAUUCGUAUCUCGUAUGUAGCAAGUGUCAUCUGCAUCACUACAGGCCACCAGAUGUGAUAUUUCAUUUUGCUUAUGGCGUGGAAGUUCCAUUGGCCUCUCAAUUGGAGCAAAUGGGUAUCAUAGUGGAAGGAGAUAGGAUAGAGACAAAUGAUGAAAACUUAAACAAACAAGAUGAGCUGGAUUUUUCCAAAGAAUCUACCAGUGAUUCAGAGAAGGAUUUGGACCUACAGUCAUUAAAUACAUCUGUACUAUCAACCGAAAUCAAACUUCUGAAUUUGGAUGUAUCGGCGCUAUUGGCUUAUGUUACGAAUAUGGUUAAUGGAUAUAAUAAUUAUGUCUAUCGGGAGCCAUUGCUCACGCAACAAGCAGAGAUGGAAAGGAAACAUCCCAUAAAACCGAUCCUGGAGGAUUUGUUUCGAGAUAAAGAACUUGUGAUCUGCCAAACGGCGUACAACAACUUUAUGAAUAUCAUUGAUGUUAUUGGCGGUCCUAAAGAGACGCAGCGUGCUCAAGAAUUAUUAAAGAGAGUCCGAAUCGUUGAUGAUGUGACCACCGGACGAAUUAUGGAGCUGCGUUUAGGCGGUAAAAUUAAGGAUCGCUCGCGAUUGAUAUUCGCGACAGGCGAAAGUAUGAAGAGCAUCACAGUGUCUGCUAAUGAAGGAUUCGUAAGAGCAGCGCGCAUGCAGGGCAUUGAAUGUACUGUUUUCUUACAUGAACCAAGAUCUCUAUCAGAAAUUAAAGAAGGUAAUGCAACAAGUACAGAACAAUCUUGAUAUUAUUCAGAAUAUCUAGGCAAUUACAAAAAAAAUAUAUACUGGUACUAGGUAUUUCUAUUGUUAAUUUAUUAUAAUUUAUAUAUAUUAUAUAAAACGACGUUUAUAUAUUAUUCAUCUGGAAGAGAAGCUAUUAUAUUUCA